AUGCACAAAGAGAUUUUUGUUGCACAACACGACUAUGCAUCUCUUAAUCAAAAGAUGGAUAGUAUUGUAGAUGUAGUCAUGAAAUUUGUCAAACUGUAUGAAGCUUUAAGUCCUAAAAUCACUCAACUAUCUUCUGAUGAUAGUAAAAGCUUCAUGGAGGUCACCACUUUGCUGAAUGAAUUGAAAACAUUAAUCUCGGAGCCAAGCUCAUCUCCUCUGAUCACAACAGAAUUUCUUUCUCAAAAGUUUCUGUUGUUUGAAUCAAUCCUUCACAAGCAGUUGGCACCCUUGUCCCAAAUUAUCAAUCUUUUACCUUCGAAUGCCCCUCCUGUUGUCACAGGGGUGCAAGGGGAAGAAAAGAAAUUUCACGUAACGAAAGUGGUUUCUACUCAAAUCCCAACACAAAUAGUUUCGAAAGUGUAUACAACAGAAGCUAUCAAGACAACAACAAGACCGUUCCUAAAUGGAAUUGCUAUUGGUCUUUCUAUUGAUGGAGGAAGUUCAAGUUCUUCAAAACCAAAUCCUUCAGAAGAUGAUGGAAAAGGGAAGGGGAUCUUGGUUGAAAAAUCUAAAGAAGAGAGGAAGCUCGAAAUUGAAACAAAAAUGGAUAAACAAAGGCAAAUUCAAAACAUACUAAGACUUCGUGAAAAUGAUCCAGCUGGUAUGGAGAAGAGAGAUCCAAAGAAGUUGUCUAGUUAUAAAAAUAUUAAAGCAAGAGUUGCUUUCAAUCAUUUGUAUGCAUUUGAGAAAAAGCCAAAGAAAAGCUAUUCUAUUACUAACACUGAUAUGAAUCAAGUUGAUUUUCCAAUAAAUAAAAUGAUGUUCAUCAUGGCUCAAUACAAGAUAAUCGAGAAUCUUGAUAAUGAAGAUGCUUAUAUUCAUAUGAAACUUAGAUUUGAUGUUGUUGUUGGGAAAGAACCAGAGGAAAUAUGA
Molecule: messenger RNA, 933 nt
Organism: Lactuca saligna
Lineage: Eukaryota; Viridiplantae; Streptophyta; Magnoliopsida; Asterales; Asteraceae
Source: the annotation of a GenBank genome assembly